CUGGGUUUAAAAUUGUUUCUUUCACCUUUUUUUUUUUUUGAUGUCCCAAUCACCAUUAAUUAGACAAAGAGAAGAUGACCUAGAUAUAUCAAACAGUGUCGAUUCUGGCUUAAUUCGAUGUAUAUGCUCUUCUACAGAAGAUGAUGGCUUUACUAUACAAUGUGAACAAUGUCUUGUGUGGCAGCAUGCCUAUUGUGUACAGAUUACAUCUACCAGCAUUCCAGAUCAUUAUCUUUGCGAUCAGUGUAGUAGCAACAGUACAGGAAAGAAAAGACCUAAGCGGCCCAAGUUAUCAAAAAGGAUCACUAUAUCUAAAAAGAAACUUUCCAAGCUUGACUCAGAAGAUGAUCCUUCUUUCAAGAAAAAGAAACCAGUCAAAAGCAGGGUUAUUUCUCGCUAUGUGUAUGCUAUUUUUAAUGAAGCCAGGGAAAGAUGGAAGCAACAUUGGAAGUAUGAUCAUAAUAGCUCAUUCUUAUAUGACCUUGGUGCCUUUGUAACAAUGGACAUGGAUACACUAUUGACAAAGGGUGUCUUGAUGAAUGCACCAGUAUCGAGUCAGGGACUAUUUGCGACCAGAUCAGUACCUUCUGGCCAAUAUUUAAUGGAAGUAACAGGAGAUAUCUUGUUGAAAUCAGAAUAUAAGUAUGAUCCCUUGAAUGAUUUUGUCAUCCUGGGCACACCACUGAGCCAUAUCAUGUUCUUCCCAUCAUUGGAUCUGUGUAUUGACACUAGACAGUUUGGAAACAAAGCUAGAUAUAUACGUCGAUCUUGUCAACCGAAUGCUGAGCUACGUAACAUGGUAUUGCCUCGUGAGGAUAGUAAAUCGGUUCAUUUGGGCCUAUUCUCUCGUCGCUUGAUUGAAAAGGGACAAGAGGUGACCAUUAGCUGGUCAUGGCAACGAGGGCAUGUAACAUGGAAAGAGUAUAUGGACUGGCACCAUAAAUCGAGAAAAGAGGAUAGGAACAAGGUCAUUGAUGAAGAAGAAGAAAGAAAGAAAAGAUCAACAAUACAAAUGAUGUUGGAGAGAUUCGAAAAGGAAUUUGGGGCAUGCGCUUGCUUAAAUAAACGCAAAUGUUUGAUAGAACACCUCAAACGACAAUGUGCACCAAAGAAGCCAACAGAUGCCAAUCGCCGUCGCAGUAAGCCAUCUAUACUUUUAUUAAAGCCUAAGCCAGUGAUUGAAGAGAAUAUAAAUGACGAAUACGUUGAUAUUACAUCUAACUCACCCACACUGCAGCCAUCAAAGGGCCCACAGGAAGAAGAGGAUGAACUAUUGGAUAUUGAUGGAGAUAUUGAUAUCAUGGGUAACGAUCCAUCUAAUGAACUACCGCCCAUGGAUGAAAACCAGAAUAGUGACAAUGAAGAUCUCUCUUCCUUGUCCUCAUUAUCCAGUCUAUCUAUUCUUGGAGAGGAGAAGGAAAACGAGCAACAUACUAGUAAAAACGUACUAAGCCCUCUAUCCGCUCGAGCUUACUCUUCCACACCAUACAAAGGAACAGCUGCACUACCAAGGAAGAAGCUUUGGGCUCGUGACUACCUUAACAAGCACCAAACUGAAAAUAUAACAGAUAAACAGGAUAUCAAAGAUGAACCGAAUACCCAUGAAAAUGAUAACCACAAGCCAUUGGAAGAGAGUGAAUGUGCUGUAAAAAGCGAAGAUGAUAAUAGUAAUAAUGACAUACCAAACCUUUCCUUUAAAAAUGAAGCAGUUCAAGAAGAAGAAGAAGAAGAGGAGGAGGACCAGCCUGAGAAGCAUUUUGACGGAAACAAUAUACCACAAAUAGACACUCUUGAAGAUGACAAUGAACUUAGUGAUGCAUCUACUGUUUUAUUAGAAGAUGUAUGCUAAACUCAUUUAACACUGUAGCAUACAAAAUAACAUGCAAUUACAUAUUUACAACGCCUCCUGUGCCAAUCGACACUUUUUAAAAUUAACUCGCUUUUCUCGCGCAUUUCACUGGCUCAAUUUACGCUUUUGACCAAACCAAAUCACGCUUUUUCGUAGUAUCAGUGUAUUUCACCCAGUAAAAAAACUGACUCACCACUGCUUUAUUGGGUCUUUGUGAGAUGAUUAUCUGAUCUAUGAACUGGCCCCAUUUGGAAAUUGUACAGCACUAAUAUAUUGUAUAUAAUAAACUAUUUAACUUUAUUUUCUAUUCAUGCAAUCUACACUAUGAG
This is a messenger RNA of Rhizopus microsporus ATCC 52813, 2178 nucleotides long. RefSeq lists its product as uncharacterized. NCBI's taxonomy places the organism in Eukaryota, Fungi, Mucoromycota, Mucoromycetes, Mucorales, Rhizopodaceae. Gene Ontology annotation, molecular function: protein binding. The record is from RefSeq and is a predicted model, not a curated record. The transcript is spliced from 2 exons. The coding region runs from base 41 to 1849 and encodes 602 amino acids.